Messenger RNA from Entrophospora candida, 1465 nucleotides. The record is from the annotation of a GenBank genome assembly. NCBI's taxonomy places the organism in Eukaryota, Fungi, Glomeromycota, Glomeromycetes, Entrophosporales, Entrophosporaceae.
AUGAAUACUGAAAAUCAAAUUGUUUCUUUCAAGAAUGCAAUUAUCAUCAAAGAAGAAGAUGAUGAAAGAAUUACAUUAGUUGACAAUGAUUUGUUUGAAAAUUAUUAUGAAAAUUGUUAUAAUUUAAUUAAUUCUAUUUAUGCGAAACAAUUCAUUAAAAUAAAUUUCCCAAAAAUAAGACUUGUUCCAUCAUCCAUGAAGUUUAAAAUUUUUGAAAACAACCCUGGGAAAGAAUCAACAAUAAAGGAGAUAGUUAAAAAUGACUUGGCAAUUCCACCUUUGGGAUACAUUAGAAAAAUAAUUGAUCAAAUAAAUGACUACAUUGGAAAAGAUGAAAAAAAAGAACAAAAAAGAAAUCAAAUGUUUAUUAAAAUACCUUCUUUUGGAAUAGCCAAAUUCUGUGAUUUAAACAAAAUAAUAAACUUGCAUACAGCAAUGUUGUUUCAAACUAAUUUCAUAAAUUUAAUCAAUUGGGUUGAUAGUAAAUUGAAGAGGUCAAACAAAUUGAAAGAAAAAUUAUUAAAUACUAAUAGAUUAUAUAAUAAUUUAAGAAAGAAUUUAAACGUAACUAUUUUAGAUUUAUGUACCUUGGCAAAUCAGAAUUAUGUAAAUGAUAUGGUUAUUGAAUCAGUACUUAGAAUAUUUAAAGCAUUCAAAGAUGAUGACAACAAAAAUAAUAAUUUUAUUUUGGCUCCAAUAUAUUUGUACACUCAUAUAAAUGAUGGAAAAUUUGAUAUUGCGUAUAAUUUAUUAGUUGUAAAACUAGAUUUAGAUACCAAGAAAAUUUAUUUCGGUGAUUCUUUAUAUUAUCAAGCUCCAAUUGAUUUAAUAACCAAUAUUAACAGAUUAUUUGAACUUUAUGGGAUCUCUUUUGAAGAUGAAGUUUAUUAUAUUGGUGAAAUUCCUUAUCAAUGUGGAACUUUAGAUUGUGGAAUAACGAUCUUAAAUUAUAUUGAAAAAGAAAUUGGGAUAAGUAAUAAAUCAUGGGAUAGAAAAAUAUCCACUUAUUUUAGACUUAGAUACUUGAGUCUAAUUCUAAAUUAUAAUUUAGAAGGAUUUGAUUUCCCAUCAAAUAUUGGAGCUUUAAUUGAAAGUAAAUUUCCAUCAUUGCAAUCAUAUUCAACAGAGAUUGAUGAUGAAUGCAAAACAAUAGAAAUUGACGAGCAUGAAAAAAUAGAAAUUGAUGAGCAUGAAAAAAUAGAAAUUAAUGAACAUGAAAAAAUAGAGAUUAAUGAAUGUGAAACCAUAAAAAUUGAUAAUUAUUCAAUGGAAGUUGAUGGUUAUGAACAUAUGUCAAUGGAUAAUGGCUGGUUUGAAACAAAUCAAGAUAUUUCUGAAAGAAUUGGUGCAAUAGAAUUAUCUUUGUCAAAACGUUGGGAUUCAUUGGAUAAUGCAAUAGCAGAUGUUAAAAAAUAUGCAUAUGAGCAAGGAUUCAGUGCAAGCAUUGAAUCCUCAAGAGAAUAUG